UCGUGACUUUCUAAUUGCGAAAACGCCGACCUCUGCAUCUCAAGAGCAUCAUUCAGUCAGCACGCACCAACUCAUGUCGUUUCUUAUUCCAGUUUUUGUCGGUUGCCUGGCAGUUUAUCUUGCCUGGAGACUGAUUCCACGAUCAAACGUUGAAAUCAAAGACAAAUAUGUUCUUAUUACGGGCUGUGACUCCGGCUUCGGCCGCAAAACAGCAAUUAGACUGGACGAGAUGGGAGUUCGCGUGAUUGCAACUUGUUUAACGAAGGAAGGCGAACAAAACUUAAAAUCUGUGACGAGCGACAGACUGAAAACAUUCCAGAUGGAUGUUACAAACUCCCAGCAUAUUAGAGAUGUAUUCGAUGAGGUGGAAAGGCGGAUUCCAGAUGAAACAGGACUGUGGGGCCUGGUGAAUAACGCUGGGAUUCAUAUCCAAUCACCAAUUGAUUGGCAACCGCUGGACAAUUUUAAACGCAUUGCAGACGUUAAUCUAUGGGGAAUGAUUGACGUCACUAAAACAUUUUUACCUUUAGUGAAGAAGGCCCGAGGACGAGUUGUGACCUUUUCAAGUACUGCAGGUCGAAUAGCGUUCAGCUGUAUCGCUCCUUACGCUGUAACCAAAUAUGGCGUUGAAGCGUUUUCUGAUGCUCUUAGACGAGAAAUGUAUUCUUGGGGAAUAAAGGUCAGUAUCAUGGAGCCGGGCUGUUUUCAGACAGGAAUGACUCAGCCUGCCGCGAUUGAGAGACAGCUGCGACAAUGUUGGAAUAACCUGAGUGAUGAACUGAAAAAGGAAUACGGAGAAGAAUACUUGGAAAAAAGUAUUGCUCUCAGUACUUUGGUCUCUCCUUCUGGUCGUACCGGUGACGUUGUUGAUGCCGUCGUGGACGCUUUGACGUCACAGACACCACGUGAUCGCUAUUUGAUUGGUUUUGAUGCCAAAUUCAUUUUUGCCUGGCUAGCGCUGUUUCCAACCUCUAUGGCAGACUUCAUACUUAAGCGCAUGGUUCCUCAGGACUUGGUGCCGCUGGGGAGCAAAUGAUGCUGUAGCCAACCUGACUGGUUUGGCUAGCGCGACCACCAGCUGUGCAAGGCAUGUACGCACCUGCGCUAAAAGGACAUUGUUCCUCAAGUUCGCUAUUAGUACCUUAUGUUACUAUACAGUGCCUGUAGUUCUCUAAUGGUCUUACUUUUAUUAUUAUAUUAAAAUGUAUAUUAAUUUGAUA
Molecule: messenger RNA, 1220 nt
Organism: Pocillopora damicornis (cauliflower coral)
Lineage: Eukaryota; Metazoa; Cnidaria; Anthozoa; Scleractinia; Pocilloporidae
Product: short-chain dehydrogenase/reductase family 9C member 7
Biological process (GO): steroid metabolic process
Molecular function (GO): oxidoreductase activity
Source: RefSeq, a predicted model, not a curated record